This is a messenger RNA of Amoebophrya sp. A120, 5563 nucleotides long. NCBI's taxonomy places the organism in Eukaryota, Dinophyceae, Syndiniales, Amoebophryaceae. The record is from the annotation of a GenBank genome assembly.
UGAAGCCCAAUUUGAUAAAUGAAAAUCGGCGUUUUCCCCAACAUCAAAAUUUGGGAGCAGGUUUAUUCUCAACAGUGGCCGCCACUCGUGCUGGUCUUACUCCUAUCAUCCUCAGAAGACGUGAGAAGAAACGACAAAUUAUCUACAAACUAACUGAAACAAGGACAAUCAAAGACAAACGUCAAGGAACUUCUUGAGUAGCUACUAAACUACGGAGGACAACGUAAACAUUGUAUAAUUUUUUCUGCUAGGCCUGAAGAAUAAAGUAGCACUAGCUCGAAGAACGAGGAUAAGGAGCAAUUGACAUCAGAGGAGCAGACCGAAAAUAGUAAGUCUGGUAAUUGGUCUACUACUUCUUGAUCAGAAUUCUUAGUGCAUACAGUUCCACUCCACUACCUUCGAAUAUAGUAAAAAUAGAACUCCAAAUUACAACAAGAGUGCAUGCGCACCUCAUUUAUUCAAGGAGUAAAGUUGCAAAAUCGUGUUAACCGAAGAAGCAAGAAGAACGACCCACGAAAAGUUAAAAUCAGUUUUUUUUUUUGAUAUCGAUUUAAGUGUACUAAACUUCAUUUAUUCUGCUACAAAAAAGAAAAAUGGAGCAGCGCCAGCAGUGCUUGACGUUGGCCGAUUCCAGCCGGACGACGGGUCGGCGUCUUCCGGUGGAAAAAAACCCCAGCUCCCUCGGAAGGAAAGCGAUGAGCUGUUUUUCCCGCCUCGUGCUUCUUUACCACGUUGCUCCAGGGGCGUCACUGCUGUCUGGAGUUUCUGCCUUUGCUCUGAACGGCAAAGCGCACAAGAAGAGCCAGGCUGGGGCUGCGUCAUCGCAACGUAGUGCAGCUGCUCAACGGGGGCAAGAGAUAGAAGCUGCGCGGUUGCGAGAAGAACAGCACAAGAGCAAGUGCAUUCGGCAUGCCGAGGCGAAAAAAUUAGAGUGUCACGCCGAUGCACACGGGUCUUUCGACAGCGUAGUUGAACGUACAACUGGGGAACAAGUAUCGAGCGUGUCGUCCGUGAACGAGAAGGUCAAAGAAAUCUCGAACGCCGUGAAAGCAAUCACGCAACUUCUUGUCGUGGGAGAUGAUCGAGAUGACGCAGGAAAAAUCGGAGCAGGUGCGCGGCCCCGUGGAGGUGAUGAAGGCGCGCCGGCUGCUGCGGUUCUUUGGGGGCAAGAGCAGUUCUUACCGGCCAUGAAAGCCGCUGUGGUUUAUCAAGAUGAAGAUGAAAGUGAAAGCGAGCUGCAGCGGCCUAGGUUCAACUACCUGGAACUUUGGAAGCAAUUGGGCGCCACAUCACUCGUCCGGCCGGGACUUGGCGAAGCGGUGCGCCUCGUGAAAGCAGCCAGGCGCUGCGUGCUCCCGCGGAAGAGGUUUGUGGAGGAGGGUUGUACAGCGCACGUGACGAACGCAACGAAGGAACACGGGUACGCGGACAGAGAAUUCGUCGCCACGUGGCAGGCCUUGGAGGAGGCGCACGCCGUUAUCAACGUCAUGGAAGGUCUCUACAUCCGCAACGCGGUGCUCCCGGCGCAGCAAGACUACCUGCGAAGAAAGGUCGAAGCAGCAGCGUAUGAGGAAAAAAAGAGGCAACAGGAGGAGCUUGCACAGCUAAACGAAGAACGGGCCACGAAGGAGUUGGAGCAGGCUGCCGCGGCGGAGGAGCAAGAAGAAAUCAGGGCGGUGCGGACGAAGGUUAUGCAAAGAAAAAAGCGUUUGUGUUUCAGCAACACAUUGUGUUGCAGGCCAAGCAAGACCGACAAGUUCUGCCAUGCCCGAUAAUAAGAAAGUAUGCAGAGGAACGACCUAGUUUCAUAGAUACGUGUCUGCCCUCACGAUCUCUGCAUUGCAAGUUUUGCCUGUAGUACUAGUCAUGCAGAGCUCCAAGUUUAUUCGUGUCGCAGUCGAAAAGGCCGCUGAAGUCGUUAAGUACAAGAAUGAAAUGUGUAGCUGGAGUAACACUUUUUUCUUGGGAUAAGGGUGGUGCAGAAACUUAGCAAGGACGAGAAAGAAGUGGUCCACUGGGAGGCCCUCAUUCAGGAAAUCGAGCAGGAGCGCGAGACGGCCCGGGACCGCGAGAGAGAAGAGUGGGCGCAACGCCUGCUGGAGAUACAGGAGAAAGCGGUCCGGGGCGAGCCGAUCUGUAUGCGGGACCUCGCCCCCGUGUCCGGCGUUCCCGACCCGGUGGAAAGAGCGCAGCAAAGAACGCAACAGGCCCAGCGAAGUGCCGACCAGCAGCGAAGGCUUCGUAUGACCCGAGAAACUGGAAUGAAGUCCGGACAGUUGGAACGUUUCGAACAGAGUGCAGAAUUUCAGUCCUUAAACCAGAAACUAGAGGGAAAUGUUAUUAAGUGGGACCUCGGCGCGUGGCUUUCGAAGGGGGCAUUGGAGGCCUUUAAAAGCACGCUCUUCAACGGAGAGAUCGACGAUCUCGAGGGCAGGUUGAAUCAAGCUUGCCGGGCAGGAGGCCCGUUUGCGCAGAACCUUUUAACGGGCGAAACUGCGGGCGUAGAAACCAUCUUGCGAGAUACUCCGUUUGGCAGACGCGUUAAGUCAGGGUUAUACACAAUUGCAGCAGAAAACCAACAUCAGAUCGUGUGCAAGGCCGCGGUGAAAUGGGCAGUCAUCCUGUACGACCGGCUGGCGAUUGACAUCUACAAGGCGAACGUGCAUUUUGCCAAGAAAGGGUUUGCAGGGGAGCAGGUCACCGCGGAACAGGCAGUCUCGUAUGGCGUCUACCCGGCGUGGGAGAUGAGGGCGUCGCUGCGGGCGCGUCGGAGUCCAUCUCCACGAGAUGAGAUGACGGCCAAGGAAGAGGAAGCGCUCGAGAGAGCGGACCGAGUGCAGGAGACGUUGCGACGGAAAGCACAGCUAGACCUGACGGAGGAGCAAAGACAAGUCCUUAAAACCGAACAAAUUUUUACAUUUCAUGACACAAGUAUCAAGAAGCAACGGGGCAAGACGAGAGGAGCUGCUGCAAAUCAAGUGAGCAAGAAGGAUAUCAGCAAGCGUUUUGACGAGGCGGAGAGGGUGGUGGCUGAGGCGGAGAGGAGGCUAAAAAUACGUGAAGCGACGUACCAGAAGAGCUGGGAAAUAUGGCAGCGUCAGCGAGAGAGGAGCCUGUCGAAGAUGAGCAUGAGCUCCGAGGCGCUCAAGACCGAGGCCGAGGCGCUGAAGACCGAGGCCGAACAGCGCGGGACCGCCCUGGCGGCUGCACGGUACGAGAUGAGGCAAAUCAAGGAACGUGCAAGGUUUGAAGAUGCAGGCGCCCCCAUGGAGACUCUUCUUGAAAGGUACGUCGCGGGCUUUCGGGACGUCCUGCAUGUGCAAGGAGCAAUAAAGCCGCAGGUGGGACAAGAAAAACGGGACGGCAAAGAAAACACCACGCAGCCGUUCGCCGGACUUCUUUCCCAGUGGAGUUUACCAGCAGCGGAAGGGGGGCCGAGCCUGCGGGUCGACAAGAUUGAGGCUGGCGCGCUGCUGAAGAGCCUGCAGCUUAAACUUCCCAAAGGGGUAGAGUUAAAGGAUCUGAGUGUCCUGUAUCCUUAGCAAAAACGUGGCCACCUUCCCAGAGUUUGAAUUGUCAUGCAGACAUCACAACGGCAUCGGCAACGGCAUACAGGAACGCUUGUCCUGCCCAUCCCCAUGAGAGGGAUUUUCAGGCGAAUUUUGACAUCUGUAAGGCUGAAAACAGCAUAAGGCGAUGGCUUUAUGAUCCGGCUGCCGUUGCUAACCUGCACUACAAUACAGAGAAAGACUUGCCAUGUGUUAAUAUUCGCAAAACCUCUCCUGCUGGAUCUGUCUUUGUGUUGCAGAGUUCCCAACUUGACUAUGGGAUGGGAUCGUUUUUACUCAGGAUAUGCUCAAACAGUUCAACGAGUUGGUGUCGGUACAAGCGAACGUUAUCCCACAGAAAAGCACACCCAUGCCAGAACAAACUUGAAGUUAUGUUGCGGUUUUUCAUUUGACACCUUUUAGGUCUUUCAGCAUGACAACCUUUGUUGGUCACUCUAUAAAAGAUUGAUUAUAAUCGCUCCUGAAACGCACUACAAACUCUAUUCUCAAUGACGGAGAUGAAUUGCUUUUCUUGCGGUCUCCGCAGUACACAGAGGCUCUGGCGAGGCGAAAAUUAUAGCAACAGAAGUUUAAUAUCUUUUUCCUGGUACAUGGUCUGUGCUUUUCUGUAGGAUAAAGGAGAGGACCAAGAAAGUAGAAAAAGUUUCCGUGUACCGGAUUCCGCCUGGAAUCCACUUUCCUUUUUUGGCAAGUCUCUGUCUUCUCAAGCACUCCAAGUACUUCGGGGUGCUGCAGGUCUCGAAGCAGCUAGUGCUCCAGGUGCUCAGUGAAGAAGAGCGGAGAUUUCAGAUUCGCGGUCUGCUAACGGACCCUAAUAAAAACGGCAAGCUGGAAGUGCUCCAAACUUUAACAGAAGAGAUUUUGGAAGGCGGGCUUGUGCCCAUGCUGCUGCUGACCACGGUGGUUCCGGUGCCGAAACUACGGGGCGAAGCCGCGAAUCCCUCAAUUACUUCUAGCCGCUGCCCCUUGAGACGCUCCAGGAGCACGUCGCCGAGCCGUCGCAGGAGAAGCACGUCGCCGCCCCGUUCUCGUCCUGGCGCCUGCUGCAGGAGGCAGAGGCCAUCAAAUAGUGAUCGGGAAACUGCUGACCCUGAGGGUCAGAAAAACAACUCUAACUGUCCAGUGCAAUAACAAUAAGUAGUUGCUGAAGUUGUGGAUAAGUAGUAGACGAGGCUUGCUUGUCAUCUACUACAACACCACAUACCCCAUGCCAACGUCGUCCUGCGUGGCUCGUCUCCCCAAAAAUAAGUACCUCUUCCGGACUUGUCUUCUAUGCUGAAGAAUUUGUCCCAUCUUGACUAUUGGAUGGAAUGUGGCUACCUUUGGAUUUUGCUCAGGGUAGAUCUCGAUUUGUAGUUGUACUCGCAGAAGUUCCGUCUGUCCUCAUUUUUUCCGAAGGUUGAGGGACGAGAAGAACGCUGCUGCACUGAGUCAAGACAUAGUUACAGUUAGUUUAAAAAUGUUUUUCAAUUAAUUUCCAAAUGGGAAAUAAAUCUAAAUCAGUAUCGUUUGACAGGGGGUUCAAGUUCUGUUGACGAUGUGAAUGUUCAUUAACACAAGUGUAACCUUCACUACACCCACAGGCAGCUUUUCCAACAUCGGACGCGGUCGUGGGGAGUGGUUGUCAGUUUUAGCCACAGGCUAUUUUGUGGCUUCUUACGUAGUUGUAGUAAAGUUUAAAGAUAAAAGAAAAAGAAGUAUUUCCCAUGCUGGUAUAGAAAGAUGAUCUCGAACUUUUUUGAAAGGGUAUUGAGACGUCGGAAGAUCCUGUCUUCCAUGAAGAAUUACUGGCUCGCGAUGAAGUAGUCGUGUAUAAUUUACUAGGUUGUACUAAGUAGUUCAGUGGUAGAAAAGAACGAAGCACAAGCGUUGCUCUGCUAGACUUGUGGGUCAAAGACCAAAGAGCAGCUACAUACUGCCGAUGAUCCUCGGACACUGCAAAGAGAUAAGGGUUUUCUGCAGGGGCCUGUGGUCCCCGCUUGUGUGUGGCGCAA